Molecule: messenger RNA, 5345 nt
Organism: Erinaceus europaeus (western European hedgehog)
Lineage: Eukaryota; Metazoa; Chordata; Mammalia; Eulipotyphla; Erinaceidae
Gene: STAM
Product: signal transducing adaptor molecule
Exons: 14
Coding region: 692-2299 (535 amino acids)
Biological process (GO): protein transport to vacuole involved in ubiquitin-dependent protein catabolic process via the multivesicular body sorting pathway
Cellular component (GO): ESCRT-0 complex
Molecular function (GO): phosphatidylinositol binding; ubiquitin binding
Source: RefSeq, a predicted model, not a curated record
UCCAGUCAGUCCCUUCAGCUCACAUGACUCCUCUGGCAAGCUUCUGGUCACGGCAGUCUGUCAAGGGAUCUCAGAGCUCUUUUCCUGUAGACACCGGGCGGAGACCGAUCCCAUCACCCAGCCUAGAGAACACAUGGUUCUAACAGUCAAGCAGACUGGGCAGACCAAAGGGGUGGGGGGCUGCCCCAUCCCCAGGAGACCCUAGUCCUUUAACCCUCCAUCUCUGAAGCGCUCCUGAGGCCACUGGUCGGCUGUGAUAUGCCUGCAGGACCCCGUCCUCUGGGGAGGCCUGUCCUAGACAAAGCAGAGAAUGCAUGCAUUGCUCACACUCUCCUAUGUGACUAAUUGAAAGCAGCGGGGAUGUUUGUAUCGACAGCAUUUUGGGCGAGGUAGAUAUUCGUCAGGUUCUGAGCAGGCAGCUCUGAGGGCGCCUAGAUUCCCGACAGGCUCGACGCGGGGACCUUCUCCGCUCCUUCACUGUUGCCGCCGCUGCUGCCAGCGCCGCGGUUGUUGAGGGUCAGGUGGAGCAGGAGCUGACUGGGACUCUGUGAAAAUAUCUGUUGCUGUUUCCCCCCCCCCCCCCAUUUUCUUUAUUUAUUUCUUUGUUGAGGGACUCUGCCUUUCUCCGUUGCACCCUGACUCCGAGGUGUCAAGGGGAGUCCCUGUGGACACCUCGGCGUGCAUAUAGGAGAUGCCGCUCUUUGCCACCAACCCCUUCGACCAGGAUGUUGAGAAGGCAACCAGUGAGAUGAACACUGCUGAGGACUGGGGCCUCAUUUUGGAUAUUUGUGAUAAAGUUGGUCAAUCUCGCACUGGACCUAAAGAUUGUCUUCGGUCUAUUAUGAGGAGGGUGAACCAUAAAGAUCCUCAUGUAGCUAUGCAAGCUCUGACUCUUCUAGGAGCAUGUGUAUCAAACUGUGGCAAAAUUUUUCAUUUAGAAGUAUGUUCAAGAGAUUUUGCUAGUGAAGUAAGCAACGUAUUAAACAAGGGUCAUCCUAAAGUGUGUGAAAAAUUAAAGGCUCUUAUGGUUGAAUGGACGGAUGAAUUUAAAAAUGAUCCACAGCUUAGUCUAAUAUCAGCAAUGAUUAAGAACCUUAAGGAACAAGGAGUUACCUUUCCAGCUAUUGGCUCUCAGGCUGCAGAACAAGCAAAAGCAAGCCCAGCACUGGCAGCCAAGGAUCCUGGGAAUGUGACUAACAAAAAAGAAGAAGAAGAUUUAGCAAAAGCCAUUGAAUUAUCUCUGAAGGAACAAAGACAGCAGCCAACCACCCUUUCCUCUUUAUACCCAAGUACAUCCACUCUUUUAACUAACCACCAACAUGAAGGUCGAAAAGUUCGAGCAAUAUAUGACUUUGAAGCUGCUGAAGAUAAUGAACUUACUUUUAAAGCUGGAGAAAUAAUUACAGUCCUUGACGACAGUGACCCCAACUGGUGGAAAGGUGAAACUAAUCAGAGCAUGGGGUUGUUUCCCUCUAAUUUUGUAACUGCAGAUCUUACUGCUGAACCAGAAAUGAUUAAAACAGAGAAGAAGACAGUACAAUUCAGUGAUGAGGUUCAGAUAGAAACAAUAGAACCAGAGCCGGAACAAACCUAUAUUGAUGAAGAUAAAAUGGACCAGUUGCUACAGAUGCUGCAAAGUACAGAUCCCAGUGAUGACCAGCCUGACCUUCCAGAGUUGCUUCACCUUGAAGCAAUGUGUCACCAGAUGGGACCUCUCAUUGAUGAAAAGCUGGAAGAUAUUGAUAGAAAACACUCAGAACUCUCAGAACUUAAUGUUAAAGUGAUGGAGGCACUUUCAUUGUAUACUAAGUUAAUGAAUGAAGACCCAAUGUAUUCCAUGUAUGCAAAAUUGCAGAAUCAGCAGUAUUACAUGCAGUCAUCUGGUGUUUCUGGUUCUCAGGUUUAUGCAGCACCUCCUCAAACUGGUGCUUACCUGGUUGCAGGGAAUGCACAGAUGAGCCAUCUUCAGAGUUACAGUCUUCCCCCAGAACAACUCUCUUCUCUCAGCCAAGGAGCAGUUGUCCCUGCUGCAACUCCAGCCCUUCCUACUCAGCAGACUCAGGCUUCUUAUGCUAACACAAUGGUUGCUUCUGUUCAAGGAAGUACAUAUCCCAGCCAAGCUACAGUAUAUAGUCCUGCUGCUGCUGCUGCUCCUGCUGAUGUCACUCUAUACCAGAAUGCAGGAACUUCUGUGUCCCAGGUGCCAAACUAUAGUUUAACAUCAGCACUGCCUCAACCAACAGUUAGUCAACAGCCUCCUCAGCCACAGCAGCCAUAUUCUCAGAAGGCUCUGCUAUAGGACUUGGGAUUUCUCUUUGUGGCAGAUACUUGCAAACUGCCACUGAGGAUAUAAUGAGAUUCUUUAAUAUCUUCUAAUUUGCUUAUCCUCAGUUUAUAGGAAUCUGUCCUGGUGAACAAGAUUAAAUAUUCAAGAAGGUAGAUCUCUCUCCAAUUUGCACUGACUUUUUAGAGGUUCUCUUCUCCCCCACCUCCCCCACCUCACCCAGGAACAAAACUUAGAUUUAAUUCCUUUCAUACUUUGAAGGAAUUGAUACAAGAUUAUCUGUCUUGUAAAGUUACUUGGUCUGCAAAAAGUCAAACUUACAAAGCUUUGUGGCAAUUGUUAUGUACAUAUAUAUUGGUGUGUAACUUCAUUAGUGGCCAUUUUGAAUCACAAUGGUGAUCUUGUGAAUAUAUUUAACACUGUUAAAUUAAUUUACGUUGCUAUUUUAUUUUAAUCAUGAACAACUGUUUUCAUGUGAAUUUAUGAUAAUUACACUAUCUUUCAAACUGCAAGUAAACAGGUUGCAGCAUAUUUACAUAAAGACAUUAUGAUGACCGGUUCAGUUUCACAUUAAACCAAACCUUUUGACUUGUCAGAUUAUAUAUAUAUAUAUAUAUAUAUACUCUUUCUUUUGUAGCCUCUGCAAACUAGUCGCUAUAUCAUCACACCAGUGUAUAGAAGUGAAAAUUUUGGUGCAAUUAUUGAAAAUAAUGAUGUUCCCUUUCAAUUUGUCAUUUUGGCAUGAUACUUCAGAAUAUUAUGGGACCAUGAGACAAAAUUAAGUAGGACCAUAUUCUUUAUGUCUUAUUUUAAAGAAGUGGUGAUUUACCUUUUUUUCUAUUUGAGGGUAGUCUUAGGUUUCUAAACUAUAUACUGUGUUUAUUGGUGGCAGUGACACCAAAGAUAGAAGCAGCGGACAGAAAUUUUUAAACUGGAAAGGAAAUAUAAAUUACACUACAUUUUCAAGAUCUCUUGUAAUUAUUUAGGAUAUAAACAGAAAUUUGAUGCGUCUGUCUUAUCCUGCUAGUUUUAAAUAUUGUCUUUAACAUAUUGUAUCCCUUAAUUCUUCAUUAAAAUGGAUCUAAGUAGAUGUUUCAAAGUAAUCUAUAUUCCUGAUGUUACUUAACAACUUGCAUAUUUAUUGUCAUUCAUACUGGAUUUUGGGGCUGCUGUCUCUCUUUCCAUUUUCUAGCACUUUUAUUUUGACUUCCUCUUUGGGGUAUUUUUUGAAUUAAUGCUUUUAAUGAAAAUGGAGUAUUUUCCACUGACAUAUGUUAUCUUAAGUAUUUAUAAUCUUGUCAGUUGUGCUCAACUAUUAUUUAAAUAACUGAAAAAAAAAGUGAAUUGAGCAUCAAAAUGAUCUAUCAGGCUUCAAACCAUAAAUGAAAAUUCAGGGGCCAGGUGGUGUUGCACCUGGUUAAGUGCACAAGGACCCAGGUUCAAGCCCUUGGUCCCCACCUGCAGGGGGAAAGCUUCACAAGUGAUGAAGCAGGGCUUCACAUCAGGUAGCAGGUCUCUCUCUCUCUCCCUUUCUGUUUCCCCUUACCCUCUCAAUUUCUGGCUGGCUCUAUCCAAUAAGUAAAGAUAAUUAAAAAAAAAAAAAAAAGAAAAACAAAAGAAACUUCGGUUUGUAUUUUCUAAGACUAUUGUAAUCUGGUUAUGUGUUUCUUUCUUGACAUAUGAUUUAACUUUUGACAAAUAAUUUAAUGACUAAUUUCUUAGGUUCAGCCUUUAAGCUCUAACUUCAGCUUGUUUCAUUCUAAUAUGUGAGUUCUUGAGAGCAUAUGCUGGCUUCAAAUAGUAAUUUAAAAUUUUAAAGACAUGCUUCACAUUAAAUUUUUAAAAAGUUAUUGUUUGAUAUAUAUUGCCAGACAGAUUGUUUUCAUCUCAAUUGGAAUAUUAUUAUAUUUAGUUCAUAUACUUCUAAGUAUUUUUUCUUGGGGGGUGGGGCUGCCAAGUUUUUCACUGGAACUUCAUGCUUGUGACUCCACAACUCCUGCUUCCCUCUUUUUAUUUAUUUAUUUUUUUAAGGUAUAGGGAUGUGAGGUAGAGAGGGAGAGAGAGAGAGAGAGACCACACCACUGCUCCACCACAGUUGACACUUCAUCUUUGCAGGUGCUCCCAUGUGAUAGCAGAGGACUUGAACCUAGGUUCUCACACAUAGUAAAGUAUGUGCUCUACCAGGUGAGGCAUCUACCAGCCUCCCCAAAUUGUAUUUUAUUUUUCUUCUUUUCUUUCCUAGAUCUGUUUGACCAUGGUAAAUGUAACAUUUCUCCGUUUUAUUUAGCUCCUUUUUUUUUUGUUGUUGUUCUAAAAUCAAUUAAAUACUCUUUGGUAUACUUUUUUGCUAGGUAAAAAUCAAAGAAUGGUGAACUGAAUGAAAAAAACUAUCCUCAUUGUGAUGCAUUUACAUUUCUCUAUUAUACAUAUUUCUAGACUGCAAAGGUUUAAGUAAUUAACACUUACAAUGUAUAAUGUUUCAGUGUGUGCUUUUCAUUUAGCAGGUAUUAAAAUACCAGGUGGACAAAUUCUAAUGAAGAUGUACCACUCAGUUUCCAGUUUUCACAUGAUAUGACAAAGAUAACAGCAGGACCAGUUAAGAGCACAAAUGAUUUUGUUCUUGAACCAGAAUAUGUUGCACAUUCAAAAAAAAAAAAAAGGCUUUCUUUAAAGUGUAGCUGUUUGCUUUUUUUAAAAGGAGCAAUAUAUGUAUGCACACGCAAAUUUAAGUAUGUGUGCAAAUAUCUAAAAUGAAAUAUCGUGCAUAUCUGUGAAGAAAAUUUUAAUUUUCAGUUUAAUUGCUUUUUAAAUUUAAUUGUGUUUCCAAUAAACUGUUAGCAUUUAAGUGGAAAAUUUCAAUCCACUUAGAACAAAUCCUUUGGCCAAUUGGAUUUUAUAGCAUCAAUGCAAAAACAACACAAAAUAUUAGGUAGUAUGUACAUAAUACAAUUUUAACUGUUGUCUAAUUCUAGUCUUUUAUCUCUUUAUUCAGUAAAAGACUAUGUACCUAAGUAUUCCAUUAUUUAUAUUAAAAAUUAUUGGGAGUUUGUUUAUACCUUUA